This is a messenger RNA of Paramecium tetraurelia, 144 nucleotides long. RefSeq lists its product as uncharacterized. NCBI's taxonomy places the organism in Eukaryota, Ciliophora, Oligohymenophorea, Peniculida, Parameciidae. The record is from RefSeq and is a predicted model, not a curated record. The transcript has a single exon.
AUGAGAACUUCAUCUCCAAAUCUGAAGAUAUUUGACAAAGCUAUGAUCAAUUAAAAUAUGAACAUGUUUACAUUCACAAAAGAGGAAGGUAAUUUCGCUGACUUGGCAAAGAUUGAUUACCUUUUGUUGAUUUUGGCCAGAUGA